AGUAACAUCUACUUGGUUUUUCACAGCCAACCCCGGAACAAUAUUACCUAGUUUAUUCACCAAUAUGCCUUUAGCUCGCAACGCUCGCAUCCUUUCUUCAGUUUCAAAUACCCAUGCCUAUGGCUCACGGGCCCUCUUCUCGCCGAUAUGCCCUUUACCUGUCCUCCGUACUGCGGGUGUGCAGGCUCGCCCCAAUAGUAGUGUAUCGAAGGACUGGAAAGGCACUUCAGGAGAAAAACACACAACUCAUCGGGUGAAAAAGGAAAAUGACAAGACAGAUCCGCAAACAAUAGGCGCUAGUCGGGCAAUGAAGGAUAGAGAGCAGAAUUUCGGCUCAGAGAAUAGUGGCCAGUCUGGCGCAGCAACAGAGACCGGGGGGCGGAAGAAUGCGAAGAAGGCCAAGAAGGAUCAUCCCAAGGCGCCCGAGCCUGUUAUUGGGAUGAAUGAUGAGAGAGCAGGAGUAAGUUUGUACCAUGCCGUGCGGUUACUGAUGUACCGACCUUCUGACUGUGCUGUUACAGAAAGGGGUGUGAUUGAGCCCAACUCCGCGGUCAAAUAGCAAAUGUCCGUAGUCGCAUAACGUUCAAUCAUGUGUAUACCUGUGUACUUGAGCAAAUUUAUGUGGUGAAAAGUCUAUUUGGCACCUGCUCAAAUGACAAUGUCGAAUUGAGGCGUUUUUGAAAAUGGUCCCUUGGUAUAGUGUUUCUAGCUCUAGUAGGCAUCGAUGCAUCAAUCAAUUAUCAUUACAGUAGUCGUAUAUCUACCGUCCAGGUUUAAAUGAGAGUACAUCGUGUUUCCCGACUGCUACGAUAUCAUCCUCCGACACCCGGACGCCUCCAACGCCUUCUAUAUAAUUUAUAGGCACAUCACCCAUAACUUUGCGUGCAACAUCACCCACUGUGCUAUUUUUUUUAACCAGGACGCAAUCUCGGAAUGCA
This is a messenger RNA of Aspergillus versicolor CBS 583.65, 938 nucleotides long. RefSeq lists its product as uncharacterized. The record is from RefSeq and is a predicted model, not a curated record. Lineage: Eukaryota; Fungi; Ascomycota; Eurotiomycetes; Eurotiales; Aspergillaceae. The transcript has 3 exons. Bases 65 to 559 code for a protein of 164 amino acids.